Heterotrigona itama is the source of this 2869-nucleotide messenger RNA. NCBI's taxonomy places the organism in Eukaryota, Metazoa, Arthropoda, Insecta, Hymenoptera, Apidae. The record is from the annotation of a GenBank genome assembly.
GCUCGAGUUUCGGAGUGUGGGGCCGCAGAAUGAGCAAGAAGAUAGACUCGUUCCGGCGGGCUGGUUCCCGCGAAACGAUCUGCUCCAUUUCCGAGAGGUCGGACCAAGGGAACGCCAGCAGCAACAACGCUAACGGCGUUAGCAAUCUCGCCGGAACCGGCAACAACAACGUCGCCCCGAAAACGGACAAGCCAGUGGCUGACUCGAAGUUCGACAGCAAGCCAGAAAAGAGGACACCGGGAACGUUUCACAGGUCUCCCUCGCCGUUCAAGUCCUUCUUCAUCCGUAUGGGUUCCACGGGGAUGCUGAAUUCGGCCAGGGGCAACCGACGCUCGCAGAACGUCGACGACAGACUGAAGACUACCGAGAAGGAGACUCUCUUCAGAAGCUGCAGCACGAGCCAAUUGAACACCAGCCCGACUUACGUGAAGGGUGACGACCCUUCGGAAGGGAUCGACCUGCAGAUCUCGAGCCGCAAGGACAAAACCGUGUCCUGCGACAAUCUGGCCGGUCGUCAGAGCGACGACGCGUUCGACGAGCACGUCGGCGACGCUUCCGCGGGUCUGUACCCACUUGGCAACCCCGCGUCGAUCACCAGUUUCAGCCCUUGCGACUUUGGACAGUCGCGGAACGAGUCGCCGAUGCGCAAGAGCAGCAGCUGCGACUUCAAGGAGGCGAAGAAGUCCAGCUUCCCGUACGCUUUCCUGCGAUCGAAGCUCUCCGUCCUGCCGGAGGAACGUCACGGCACGUUCGCCGCGAAGGACGAACGGUUGUUCAAAACCGCGUCCGAGGAGCACUUCCCCGCUUUGAAGAUCGAGGAAACGUACACGGGAACGACGACGCUGGGACGGCGACGAACCAGGAACGGGAACUUGGUCGGCAGAGGGAGCGCGAGCAAGUCUCAGGAACAGUCAGCUACUUCCGCCUCGAAACCCGGACGAAGCUCGUACGCAGAGUUUCGAAAGAGCUCGGCCAGAUGUCCGAGCGAGGACACCCGGUACGCGCUGACACCCGGCCACUUGGAGAGGAUCGACGACAACUUCCAGCAAGAGGACGCAGGAAGUUGCUACAGCCCGUACGACAGCAGCCCGAUGUCGCUGCGUGGCAACGCGAGCGUUCAACACCCGACAGCAACGCUCGAGGGUGGACAGGACAGAGUGGACUUUGCGGGAAGGAUCAACGAGUCGAGAUUCUCCGAGACGUCCUCGUUGAACGUGGACCUGGACAUGGUGGCCACGCUGAGGAACCACCGGCGAAACUCGGCGCCGAGCGGCGAGCAGAGGCUCUCCUCUCACUAUGUCAGCUCGAACGAGUCCGGCUACGACAGCGACGGCCCGAGGGGAGAGUCUGCCGCCGCUUCGGAGAACGAGGGCGUGAGCUUGAAGUGCACGGACAGCUCGGACACGAGCAGCGUGAUCGACUCGGAACUGGAGAAGCCGAUACGAAGCUCGACGCCGAGCGAGUGCCAAGAGCAAGAGAACGGCAACGACACGAGGACGAGGAAAAACGACGAGACGACGACGAACGCCUCGGUGAGGACCGGCGCCUCCGAGUUGAACGACGGCAUAGACGGGCUCAGGUGGCAUCAGAGCAAUUCGGGACGGUUGCUGCCGAGCAUACAUCAGACGUACGAUGACGCGGCGAUGAGUUCUCAGUUCCCCGUGUGCGGGAACAACGGGCUGAGAACGUUGCAGAGCGCGUCGAAAUCGUUGGACAUCUCGCCGCAUCGAAUGAGACUGCAGCAGGACAAGAGCAGGUUUCUCAGUGACAUUAUUCAACCGCCGAAGAGAGUGAGGAGAUGCAGGCUGGUUCAGCUGCACAAGAGAGACCCGAAGGAAAGUUUGGGCAUCCGGUUGGCGCAACAACGCCUAGGCGAGCUGCGGUACAUCGUCGUUCAGUUGGAGAGCGACGGGAUAGCGCAUAGAGACGGAAGGCUAAGGCUCGGCGACGAGAUCGUCGAGGUGGAGGGCAAAGAGCUGAAGACACUGGAGAACCUUGAGGAGGUGCAGGAGUUUCUUAGAUCGUUCACCGGCAACAAGAUUCGCCUGAUGACCGCGUACGAGGAGACGGUGCCGCAGGUGUACGUCAGCCCGCCGACCUUACCCGGCGAAUACGAGUACCUGGAGAACGCGAAGAACCUCUCCGAUUUGUCGUUGAUCGACGACAACGGAGCCAAGCAGACCGUCGGACCGCAGUCUGAUCAAGCGUCGAGCAAACCCAGCGCGGACGAGAGCGUUCAAUCGACGAAGAGGCCAGACUUUCUGCCGCUCUCCUGCAUGUCGAAGGAACGAAAGGCGGCGGAAAGUAACUUGGAAUCGACGACGGAGCCGCAGCAUUACUUGACCAGGCAUAUCGCCAAGUUCGAGAAGGGUUACGGCAAGCCCAGCCUCGGUUUCAGCGUGGUAGGCGGCAGGGACAGCCCUCGCGGUGAAAUGGGUAUCUUCGUGAGGAGGGUUUUCCCCGGUGGCCAAGCUGACGUCUCCAAGUCGCUGUUCCAAGGUGACGAAAUUGUAAGUUUAAAUGGAAAGGUACUGCGUGGCUACACACAUCAAGAGGUAAUCGAAUUGUUUAAAGCAGUGAGAGAGGGCCCUGUCGAGUUGGAAAUCACAAGGAGGCACAGGUAUCCAAAAAGUACGCAAAAAUCCGCGCCGUGCUGAGAAGAAGGCAACAAUGUGGACGAGUCUGCCCACCGGAAGUGCUCUUUUUCCAUUCAAUUCUAAGCGACACAGCUCUCGCCGCAUACGAAGUUUUAGGAUUCUAGUCUAUCAGAACGAAUCUUUGAUCUUUGACGUUUGUUUCAAUUAAUUUAUUUACCGCAGUUGCGUGGGAAAUAAGUUCAUUAUCGAACGAUUAUUAUUAUUAUUAUUAU